GACCACGACGACGGCCACGACGAAGACGAAAACGAAGACGAAGACGAGGACAAAGACAAAGACAAAAACGACGACGACGAAGAAGACAAGGACGAAGAAGAAGAAGACAAGGGCGAAGAUCUCCUCACUUGCUUGGACACGCAAUCAUGGUCAAAACUUUUCAAGCGUACCUGCCCUCGUGUCACCGCACUUACUCGUGCAUUCACUGCCGUGCUCACCUCGCCAAUCACGACGAACUCAUCUCUAAGUCCUUCCAGGGCAGUCAAGGUCGUGCCUAUCUCUUUAAUUCCGUGGUGAACGUGGGCUGUGGUCCUGCGGAAGAGCGAGUUUUGCUAACUGGCCUUCAUGCUGUCGCUGAUAUUUACUGUGAAUGCUGCAAGACCACCCUUGGGUGGAAAUACGAGCAUGCGUUCGAGUCGAGUCAAAAGUAUAAAGAGGGCAAGUUUAUAAUCGAGCUUGCUCACAUGAUCAAGGAGAAUGGAUGGGAAUAGAUCGAGCCGAGAGAGGGUAACCCGCUGCAAAAGAAAACAGAAAGAGAGAGAGUACUCCUGACGAGAGAAACGAAUAACGCAAAAGAAAGAAAGAAAGAAAGAAAGAAAAAACAAGGCCCGUCGAAACUAUUCCUGAUAUAAGAGUUAAUGCCUAUAAUGUUGUUCUAAUUGCAAUGUGCGGCCCCCUCCCCUCUGUCAAACCACCAACGAAAGUCUGUGAUUUCAUUUGUGAUUUGUAAUCUUAGUAACUUUUUAUGUUUCGGACAAUUCGACGCUGUUUUUCAUUUUUUCCGAUUGACUCGUCAUACGAGCGAUGACACCGGCGAUCCGCGGCGUCGCGGAUCGAUCACACGUGCAAGUAUUGUAAAGACAGAAAGAAACAGAAAUUUAUUUUUCAACGAAGGAGAGAAAGGAGGAACGAAAACGAUGGGAAACAAGAAAGAAAGGAAGGAAGGAAGGAAAGGGGAGAGAGAGUGGAGGAACAAAUGGAAUAAUAGAACGUAGUAUGAGAUAAGAGAAAAGAAAGAUUAUGAUGAUGAUGAUGAUGAUGAUGAUGAUGAUGAUGAUAUAAUCAUGCUGGUAAGCUAUGGUGAAUAUGAUGACGAUGGUGCCAUGGUGGGAAUAAAGAUGGAAAAUCGCUCUGUUCGAACAAUGGGGUGCCCUCCUAAUUUUCAUUCAUUAUAUCUUUCUAGACAUUUCCCUGUGAAUGUCGCAAUGAUGUAAAUGUUAAAAAUUAACGCGCGGGGCACCCCGAUCAAAGAGAUCAAGAGUUUUUUUAAUCUGUUAAACUGCACCGGAGCAGCGCAAGUGCCACAGACUUUGCUGGACUGACUGCCUGCCCGCCGCGUCUAUCAUUGGAAUUUCACUGCCGAUAUUCCUAAUAUUAAUUAAGACGGCUGCGCCGCAUCGUAGGCGACGCGGCUCGUAGUUUUUAGAGUAGCUUACAAGUAUAGCAUACUAAAGCCUAUGUUACAAUAUUAUAGGACCUCAUGGAUAUAGGAUAUAAGGAUAUCGUGUAAGAGCAAAGACGGGUGUGAAAAUCGUGAGAAAGAAGAAUCGAGUGAAUGUUUUACGUUGCGUGUACGUCGUGUACGUGCGAGAGAGGAAAAGGGAGAAAGAAGAAAGAG
This is a messenger RNA of Frieseomelitta varia, 1618 nucleotides long. It is a transcript of the gene Ypel, whose product is annotated as protein yippee-like 1. NCBI's taxonomy places the organism in Eukaryota, Metazoa, Arthropoda, Insecta, Hymenoptera, Apidae. Bases 147 to 491 code for a protein of 114 amino acids. The record is from RefSeq and is a predicted model, not a curated record. The transcript has 4 exons.